AGUUCCACACAGACCGAAGACCCGAUCGUCAUUUUGGUGAGACUUAAAAAAGUUAAAAUAGAAAAAAGUUUCAAUCGCGCCGAUUCUUCAGACUUCCAAUUGAAUCUCUCCCGUUUCUUCUUCGGGGAAUCGAAUAGCUUGUGGAACACUUCUCUCUCUCUCUCUACCAAAGCGUUUGCCGUGCACGCCUAUGCGCGUCGUGUUUGCUCAGACGUGUAUGUAUCUGUGUACAUGUCUGUACGGUUACUGCGGGAACUAGCAGCAGCAGGAGGAGGAGGAGGAAGAGGAGGAGGAAUUGAUAGGAGCUUGCGAAGAUGCUGGAAGAUCAAGUGGCGUAUUUGCUGCAGAGGUAUUUGGGGAACUACGUGUUAGGACUUAACAAAGAAGCUCUGAAGAUCAGUGUCUGGCAAGGAGAUGUAGAACUUACAAAUAUGCAAUUGAAGCCGGAGGCACUCAAUGCAUUGAAGUUGCCCGUGAGAGUUAAGGCUGGAUUCCUUGGAUCGGUGAAACUUAAGGUUCCGUGGAGCAGGCUUGGCCAAGAUCCUGUUGUGGUUCACCUUGAUCGCAUUUUUUUAUUAGCUGAGCCUGCAACCCAGGUUGAAGGAUCUAGUGAGGAUGCUGUCCAAGAAGUUAAAAAGAACCGUAUACGGGAAAUGGAAACGAAGCUGGUUGAGAGUAGACUAAUGCUGAAGACUGAAAUGAACAACUCUUGGCUGCAAUCUUUUAUCAGCACAAUAAUUGGAAAUUUGAAGCUUUCCAUCUCAAACAUACAUAUUAGAUACGAGGAUGUUGAGAGCAAUCCUGGCCAUCCAUUUGCUGCGGGUAUAACCUUAGAGAAACUCUCAGCAAUGACAGUUGAUGACUAUGGGAAGGAGACUUUUAUAACUGGAGGUGCAUUAGAACUUAUACAGAAGUCUGUGGAGCUUGAAAAGCUAGCUGUUUACUUUGAUUCUGAUAUCAUUCCGUGGCAUAUUGACAAACCAUGGGAGGAUCUGCUACCAGUUGAAUGGGUCAAGGUUUUCAGACAUGGGACUCAGGAUGGCAAACCAGCUGAUAAUCUUGUAAAGGAGCAUUCAUACAUUCUGCAACCUGUGACAGGGAAUGGAAAAUUCUCUAAACAGCGGCCUAGUGUAUCACUUCAGAGUGGUGAACCGCUGCAGAGAGCAGCUGUAACUUUGGAUGAUGUGACCCUCUGUUUGUCAAAGAGUGGUUACAGAGAUAUAAUAAAAUUGGCUGAGAAUUUUUCUGGAUUUAAUCAACGAUUAAAAUAUGCUCAUUUUCGUCCACCUGUUAUGGUAAAAUCUAAUCCAAGAGCUUGGUGGAAGUAUGCCUACAAAGCUGUGUCUGAUCAAAUAAAAAAGGGCAGUGGGAAACUAUCAUGGGAGCAGGUCCUGCGAUAUGCAAGUUUGCGCAAGAAAUACAUUUCUUUAUAUGCUUCACUGCUGAAAUCUGAUCCUGAUCGGGUUGUUAUUGAUGAUGACAAGGAUGUAGAGAAACUGGAUCGUGAACUAGAUAUUGAAAUUAUACUCCAGUGGAGGAUGCUUGCCCACAAGUUUGUGAAGAAGUCAAUGGAGUCAGACCUUUAUGUAAGAAAACAAAAAGCAAACAAACCGUGGUGGUCAUUUGGCUGGUCUAGCCAAUCUGUUGAAGAUGAAAGUGCUCCAGGAACUUUCAGUGAGGAAGAUUGGGAAAGAUUAAAUAAUAUAAUUGGGUACAAGGAAGGUGAUGAAGAGCCAUUAUUUGCAACUCAUGACAGGAGGGACUUGCCACAUACUACCUUGGAGAUUCACAUGAAACAUAAUGCUUCUAAACUUAGUGACGGUCAGGAUUGCCUUGCCGAUUUGUCCUGUGAUAAUCUCGACUGUUCUAUUCAGCUUUACUCGGAGACAAAAGUUUUUGACAUAAAGUUGGGAUCAUAUCAAUUGCUGUCUCCAAAUGGUCUUAUUGCUGAGAGUGCAACUGCCAAGGAAUCAUUGGUUGGUGUCUUUUGUUUUAAACCUUUGGAUCGUAAUGUGGACUGGAGUUUGGCAGCUAAAGCUUCUCCAUGCUAUGUAACUUAUCUGAAGGACUCAAUUGAUCAAAUUGUCAACUUCUUUGAAAGCAAUGUUGCUGUAAGUCAAACCAUUGCUCUGGAGACUGCUGCUGCUGUGCAGAUGACUAUUGAUGAGGUCAGACGAACUGCACAGCAACAAGUAAACAGAGUGCUAAAGGAUCAAACCAGGUUCUUACUGGAUUUGAAUAUUGCAGCACCCAAAGUUACCAUUCCAACAGAUUUCUCUCCAGAUAACACCCACUCUACCAAGCUUUUGCUUGACUUUGGGAAUUUAGUGAUCCAUACAAAGGAUGAUUCUGAAUUUGUUUCACAUGAGGACAGGAAUAUGUAUGUACAGUUUGAUCUUGUUUUGAGUGAUGUCUCUGCUUUUCUGGUUGAUGGUGACUACCACUGGGGGCAAGCACUUCCUACUACUAAAAUAGGUGGCCAUUCCAAGUCCAACAUUAUUUGUGUUCUGCCUGUUAUUGAUAAGUGUGGGGUAAUUUUAAAGCUUCAGCAGAUCCGGCUACAAAACCCAGGCUUUCCAUCAACAAGAAUUUCAGUUCAACUUCCAUCCCUUGGUUUCCAUUUCUCUCCUGCUCGCUAUCAUCGGCUGAUGCAAGUUGCAAAGAUUUUUGAGAGAGGGGAAAGAAAUGAUUUAGACUAUUUUCGCCCUUGGAGCCAAGCUGAUUUUGAAGGGUGGUUAUCACUUCUUAGUUGGAAGGGUGUUGGAGGCAGGGAGGCUGUAUGGCAACGGAGAUAUGUAUGUAUUGUAGGCCCUUUUCUUUAUGUACUAGAAAACCCUGGCUCUAGAUCCUACAAGCAAUAUAUCAGUUUACGAGGAAAACAACUCUAUCAAGUCCCUCCUGACAUUAUUGGAAAUGUAAAACAUGUGUUGGCAGUUUGUGAUGCUGAGCGAGCCAAUAACAAGAUAGUAGAAGAUGCAAAUGCCCUAAUAUUACGUUACAACUCUGAAGAAUCAAAGAGAAUUUGGCAGAGAAGUUUGCAGGGGGCAAUCUAUCGUGCUUCGGGAUCUGCUCCUAUCUCUGGUUUGUCUGAAUCUUCAUCUGAUUCAGAAGACUCUGAAAUGGAUCGUAUCAAUAAUCGUGAUAACAAGGACCUGUCAAAGGUGGAGAAUCUGUAUCUGACUGGUGUUCUUGAUGAGUUGAAGAUGUGCUUCAAUUAUAGUGGCCAGAAUGACCACAGUUUUACCAAGGUGCUGCUGGAGGAGGAGAACCGCCUGUUUGAAUUUAGAGCAACUGGUGGGAGGGUUGAGCUUUCAAUUAGAGGAAAGGAUAUUUUUAUUGGCACUGUACUGAAGUCUUUGGAGAUAGAAGAUUUAGUUUGCCCAUCAGGAAUGUUGCAGCCAUGUUAUCUGGCAAGAUCUUUCAUUAGUAGUGAUACUCAAAUAGUGAUUGAUGCUCAAGGCCAAGGUUGCAAUAGCAACAGUUCUAGUCAAUUUGAAGCAGAAGAGAAAUUCUAUGAGGCACCAGAAGAUCUAAAUGACAUCGAUAGUCCACAUGCAUUGGGAGGUGGAUCUGGCUUGUUGAGUCCUACCACAUCAUUCUCACCAGGCAGGACCAUUAUAAAGGCUCCUAGUUUUAAUCGUAUUGCUGGUCUUCUUCCUACGGAAGCAACUGAAAAUGGUAGCAAUCUUAUGGAAGUAACUGAUACAUUUGAUAGUUUUGUGAAGGCACAAGUUAUAAUAUUUGAUCAAAACUCCCCCCUUUAUUCUAAUAUUGAUACAAAGGUGGUGGUGACGCUAGCUACAUUGUCAUUUUUCUGUCGCAGACCUACGAUAAUGGCAAUCAUGCAUUUUGUAAAUGCUAUAAAUCUUGAGGAAGGAAGUUGUGAAUCUUUUAGUGACACGUCUUCAUCAUCCUCUCUACAGCAUGAGAUCUCUGAUGCAAAUGUGGAUGAUGGGCCCUCAGCUGGAGUUGAUGAGCCUGCAGUUAAGAGUUUGCUUGGUAAAGGAAAGUCUAGAAUUGUUUUCUGUUUGAAAUUGAAUAUGGCUCGUGCUCAGAUUUUACUGAUGAAAGAAGAUGGAUCUUCACUUGCUACUCUGUCACAAGAUAAUUUCCUUACUGAUAUUAAGGUAUUUCCAUCUUCUUUUACUAUAAAGGCAUCCCUUGGAAAUCUGCGGAUCAGUGAUGACAGCCUACCCGAUACUCACUGCUAUUUUUGGGCUUGUGACAUGAGAAAUCCAGGAGGGAGUUCUUUUGUGGAGUUGGAAUUCUGUUCAUUCAAUGUUGAUGAUGAAGAUUAUGAAGGUUAUGACUAUAGCCUUCUUGGUGAACUAUGUGAAGUGCGGAUUGUUUAUUUGAACCGUUUUAUACAGGAGGUUAUCAGUUACUUCAUGGGUCUUGUUCCCAAUGAUUCAAAAGAUUUUGUCAGAAUUAAAGAUCAAGGCACAAACUCAGAAAAAUGGUUUACAAGAAAUGAGGUUGAAGGAUCACCUGCUUUAAAGCUGGAUGUUUCGCUUAGAAAACCCAUAAUAUUGAUGCCUCGCCGUACUGAUAGUCUUGAUUUUUUAAAGCUUGAUGUUGUUCAUAUCACUAUCCAGAACAGUUUUCAAUGGUUUUGUGGGAGCAAAAAUGAAAUUAAUGCUGUACACAUGGAAAUAUUAACAGUUUCAGUCAAAGAUAUCAAUUUAAAUGUUGGUGCUGGGUCAGAAUUAGGUGAAAGCAUAAUUCAAGAUGUUAGUGGCAUUUCAAUUGUAAUCCAAAGAUCAUUACGAGACUUACUUCAUCAAAUUCCAAGUGUAGACGUUAGUGUAAAGAUGGAAGAAUUGAAAGCAGCUCUAUCUAGCACAGAGUACGAGAUUAUUACUGAAUGUGCUCAGGCUAAUUUUUCAGAGACUCCAAAUACUUUGCCCCCUCUAAUAGGGGACUACACAUCACCUUCAGCUGUAAUGACAGAACCUUUAGCACUGCAGAGCCCUGACACUGCAAACACUAAAACUGAAGAUGGUAUUAGAUGGAUUACUACCAAGGUUUCUGUCUCCAUUAAUCUAGUUGAACUUUGCCUUUAUUAUGGCUUAAAAAGGGAUGCAUCUCUUGCAACACUGCAGGUGAGCAGUCUGUGGCUUCUUUACAAAUCCAAUACUGCAGGAGAAGGCUUUCUUUCAUCUACACUUGGUGAUUUUGCAGUGGUGGAUGACCGAGAAGGUAUACAAGAGGAACUCAAGUUGGCAAUUAGGAAGCCUGAGACCUUUGGAUAUAGGCCUUCAAAAUUUGUGAGAGAUGGGGAUAAUCAUCCUGAUGUUAAAACUAGUGAUAUGGAGGACUUGGCACCAAGCCCCACAAUGAUUAUUCUUGAUGCAAAAUUUGGUGAAUGUUCGACAUUAAUUUCUCUCUGCAUUCAGAGGCCACAGUUGCUUGUUGCACUAGAUUUUCUGCUUGCUGUUGCUGAGUUUUUUGUUCCCACAGUUCGUAGUAUGCUGUCAAAUGACGAUGACAGGAGUUCCUCACAUUUAAUAGACGCACUCAUUCUUGAUCAGCCAACUUAUAUUCAGCCUUGUUCUGAAUUCUUUAUCUCUCCACUCAAACCUUUGGUUGCUGAUGAUGAAAGAUAUGACCUUUUUGUAUAUGACGGUAAAGGUGGAAUAUUGUAUUUGCAAGACAGACAGGGGAAAAACCUUUCUUCUCCAAGUGUAGAGGCUUUAUUCUAUGUUGGAAGCAGGAAGAAGUUACAAUUCAAAAAUGUCACAAUCAAGAAUGGGAAGUAUCUAGAUUCGUGCAUCUUACUGGGGCCAAACAGUAGCUACUCUGUUUCAGAAGAUGAUAAAGUCUACCUGGAGGAAGUUGAUGAAUGGCCUUCUGAGAUUCAUCACAGUAGCACUGUUUCUGGAAUUACUUCUCAGAGUCCUGUCAGCAGAUCUACAGAGUUAAUAUUUGAGAUGCAGGCUAUUGGUCCAGAGCUUACUUUCUACAAUUCAUCAAAAGAUGUUGGAGAGUCACUGGUGCUCUUAAACAAACUUUUGCAUGCACAGUUAGAUGCAUUUUGCCGGGUUGUUUUAAAGGGAGACACUACUGAAAUAGAUGCAAGAUUUCUUGGAUUAACAAUGGAGAGCAAUGGAGUCCGAAUAGUUGAACCUUUUGAUACCUCCAUGAAGUACACAACUGCUUCUGGAAAGACGAAUAUACACUUUACUGUCUCAGAUGUAUUUAUGAAUUUUUCAUUUAGUAUCUUGAGACUAUUUUUGGCAGUUGAGGAGGAUGUUUUGGCGUUUUUGAGGACAACAUCAAAGAAAAUGACAGUGGUGUGCUCUGAGUUUGACAAGAUUGGAACAAUUAAAUAUGGAGAGCAAAUGUUUGUGUUUUGGAGACCUCAUGCACCUCCUGGUUAUGCCAUACUUGGUGAUUAUCUCACACCAACUGAUAAACCUCCCACAAAAGGAGUAAUUGCCGUCAAUUCUAGCAUUGUAAGGGUAAAGAGACCUGAGUCUUUUACUCUGAUUUGGUCCUCUUCCCAGUCUCAGGUUGAUUCUGAACUUUGUUUCGGUACUGGUCAUUCUGACGAGGACAGAGUUUUUUCCAUUUGGUUCCCUCAAGCACCUAAAGGCUAUGUUGCAUUGGGUUGUGUGGCCUCUCCUGGAAGUGUGCAACCAUCGUCAUCCUCAGUUUUCUGUAUUUCUGCUUCUUUAGUUUCUCCAUGUGGUCUGAGAGAUUGUAUUAGUAUUGGCAAUAGCAGUAGAUCUUCUAGCUUGGCAUUUUGGCGUGUGGACAAUUCUGUUGGUACCUUCCUCCCUGCAGAUCCAACUACAUUGAGUUUGUCUGGUAGAGCUUAUGGACUGCGGCAUGUAAUCUUUGGAUUACAUAAAGAUUCUUCCAAAUCAUCAGAAAGUUCAGAAAAUGGUGCCCCAUCUAGUCACCAUAAUACUCUCCAGCAAGAGUUAUCAUCCUCUGUAAACUCUGGUAGGAGGUUUGAAGCUGUUGCAACUUUUAGGUUAAUCUGGUGGAAUCAGGGUUCAGGAUCAAGAAAGAGAUUAUCUAUAUGGCGCCCUAUUGUACCCCAAGGGAUGGUAUAUUUUGGUGAUAUUGCAGUCCAAGGGUAUGAGCCUCCUAAUACAUGCAUUGUUUUUCAUGAGUCUGAUGAAAUUUUAAAAGCCCCUUUGGAUUUCCAACUUGUUGGACACAUAAAGAAACACAAAUCAGUGGAUAGUAUAUCCUUGUGGAUGCCUCAGCCUCCUUCAGGGUUUGUUUCGUUAGGUUGUAUAGCUUGUAAGGGUACACCAAAGCAGUCUGAUUUUACCUCCUUGAGAUGUAUUCGCAAUGAUAUGGUCACUGGGGCUCAGUUUUCAGAUGAAAGUAUAUGGGAUACAUCUGAGAUCAAGUUUAUGAAAUACCCUUUCAGUAUAUGGGUUAUUGGGAAUGAUCUUGGGCCCUUUGUUGUCCGCAGUGGUUUUAAAAAACCUCCAAAGAGGUUUGCUUUAAAGCUUGCUGAUCAAGAUAUCCCUAGUGGUUCAGAUAACAUGUUGAUUGAUGCAGAAAUUAGAACAUUCUCUGUAGCUCUUUUUGAUGAUUAUGGUGGCUUGAUGGUUCCACUGUGCAAUGUAUCUUUAAGUGGAAUAGGUUUUAAUUUGCAUGGACAGUCUGACAAUUUCAACUCCAGUGUCACCUUCUCCUUGGCUGGUAGAUCAUACAAUGACAAAUAUGAUUCUUGGGAGCCUCUUAUUGAGCCAGUUGAUGGGUUAUUAAGGUACCAGUAUGAUAUCAAUGCUCCAGGGGCUGCUUCUCAGCUACGCUUCACCUCCACAAGGGAUCUGAACCUGAAUGUUUCUGUAUCUAAUGUCAACACCAUUUUUCAAGCUUAUGCUAGCUGGAACAAUCUUAGCCAUAUUAACGAGUCCUAUGAGCAGGAAACUGUUUCUCCCACUGAUGGGGGCAAGCCUAUCAUUGAUAUCCAUCACAAAAAAAACUAUUUUAUUAUCCCACGGAAUAAGCUUGGUCAGGACAUUUUUAUAAGAACAACUGGGAUGCUGCCUACUAAAGCAAUUAAAAUGCCAUCUGGAGAUAGCAAACCAGUAAAAGUACCAGUUGCAAAGAACAUGUUGGACUCGCAUAUGAAAGGAAAUAAUUUCAGUAAAUGCAGAGCAAUGGUGACAGUAGUCGUAGCAGAGGCAGAGCUCAAGAAAGUUGCAGGAUUAUCUUCUCAUCAAUAUACUGUAGCUGUCCGCCUGUUCCUGGAUCAGAACCAGCCUGGUCUAUCACUUUUACAUGAACAAAGUGCUCGCACUCGGGGAAUCAGCAUAGAUGAUUCUUCUGCUAUUGUUUCAGUGCAAUGGAAUGAAGUAUUUUUUUUCAGAAUCGAUUCAUUGGAUUUCUACAAUUUAGAGCUUGUUGUAACAGACAUUGGCAAAGGUGAUGCUGUUGGUUAUUUCUCUGCUCCACUAAAACACAUAUCUGGAUUUCAAGACAAUUUAGAUGGGCUUAAUUGGAUAGAGCUGUUUUCUGACUCACCUGCGAUGACAUCUGGAGAAGAAAGAGUAAUGAAAUCAGCUGGGAGAAUAAAGUGUGCCUGUUACUUGUCCCCUCAAAUUGAUAUGGAAAUCAGCAAGAGAUCAUCUGACAAGGGGAAAAAAGUUGGCUUUAUUCAGAUUAGUCCCACAAGGGAAGGGCCAUGGACUACAGUGAAGCUAAACUACGCUGCACCUGCUGCCUGUUGGCGGUUAGGCAACAAUGUUGUUGCCAGUGAAGUAACCAUAAUGGAAAAUAACAGAUAUGUGAAUAUAAGAUCCCUGGUUUCAGUUCGUAAUGAUACUGAAUUUGCAAUGCAUCUGCGGUUGAAACUGAGAACUUCAGAUGAAACAAUGCCUCCAGAUAAUGAAAGGAAGGAAGAAAAUGAUAAUGGCUAUGAAUUUGUUCGUUGUGAGUUGUUUGAAACUCAGAAAUAUACACCUACUGCUGGCUGGGUUGGAUUGGAUUUCAAUGAGAUGGCUUCUGGAGUUGGGUUGCCAUCAGGGUGGGAAUGGGUUGAUGAAUGGCAUGUUGAUAACAGUUCUAUUAAAAUUACUGAUGGAUGGGCUUAUGCUCCAAACGUUGAAAGUCUGAAGUGGCCGGAAUCUUGUAAUCCAGUUGAGUCUGUGAACUAUGCACGACAGAGGAGGUGGCUUCGUCAUAGAACAUGUGUUUUGGGAGAUCUUAAACCACAGAUUUGUGUUGGGCCUCUAAGGCCUGGUGAAGUUACUCCUCUUCCUCUCUCUGCACUUACUCAGUCUGGACGCUAUGUAUUGCAAUUUAGACCUUCAAAUCUGGAGCAAGCAGAAGAAUAUUCAUGGAGUUCUGUUAUUGACAGAACACACAACUCACAUGAUGUUGGUAUGCAACCAGAAAACUCAGGGAUAUGUGUCUCAACUCUCCAAGAGUCUGAGGAACUCUUGUACUGCUCAUUGGUUAGUGGGACAUCAAGCAGUUCACGUGGCAUGUGGUUCUGUUUGAGCAUUCAAGCCACCGAGAUUGCAAAGGACGUUCAUUCAAAUCCCAUUCAAGACUGGACCCUUGUGAUUAGGGCUCCACUCUCAAUAAGCAAUUAUCUUCCUCUUGUAGCUGAGUAUUCUGUUCUUGAGAGUCAGAACACUGGUCAUUUUCUUGCCUGCGUUAGAGGAGUUUUUAAUCCUGGAGACUGUAUCAAGGUUUACAAUGCUGACAUUAGAAACCCUCUGUACUUCUCAUUGCUUCCACAAAGAGGAUGGUUGCCAGUACAUGAGGCUGUUCCAAUAUCCCACCCUAGUAAAGUACCAAACAAGACAAUUAGUUUGCGAAGUUCUGUUUCUGGAAGGGUCGUCCAGAUCAUCCUUGAGCACAGCCAUGCUGAGGAAAGACCUUUUGAAGCAAAGGUCAUUAAGGUUUAUUCUCCUUAUUGGCUAUCAAUUCGAAGAUGCCCACCACUUACAUUGAGAUUUCUGGACUUGGGAGGGAAGAAAUCCAGGAAGAUAUCUUUCCCUUUUAAGUCAACAAGUAAUAGUGAGGCCAUCUUUGAGGAAAUCACCGAGGAGGAAAUAUAUGAUGGUUACACAAUUGCGUCUGCAUUGAACUUCAAUAAACUAGGCCUUGCAGCAUCAAUUAACCAUUCUGGAGAGGAGCAUUUUGGGCCCAUUACAGAUCUUUCUCCACUCAGUAAUAUGGAUGGGUCGCUGGAUCUUCAUGCUUAUGAUGCUGAUGGAAACUGCAUGCAGAUCUUCAUAUCUUCAAAACCUUGUCCUUAUCAAUCUGCUCCAACAAAGGUGAUUUCUGUUCGACCGUUCAUUACGUUUACAAAUAGGGUUGGGCAAGAUUUGUUUAUUAAGUUAAGUAGUGAAGAUGAGCCAAAGGUUUUGCAUGCAUCAGAUGCCAGAGUGUCAUUUGUAGUUCUUGGAACAACUAGCCCAAAUGAAUUGCAGGUUCGACUGAAUGAUACGAAUUGGUCAUUUCCCAUUCAAAUUGUUAAGGAGGACUCAAUCUUUCUGGUUUUGAGAAAAGCUGAUGGUACACGGAGGUUUCUGAGGGUGGAAAUUCGUGGUUUUGAGGAAGGAUCACGCUUUAUUGUUGUCUUUCGCCUUGGAUCCACAAAUGGUCCAAUCAGGAUUGAGAAUAGAACAAGUAGUAUGAUAAUAAGAAUUCGCCAAUCUGGAUUUGAUGAUGAUACAUGGAUCCAAUUGUUACCUCUUUCAACUACCAACUUUUCAUGGGAGGAUCCAUAUGGUCAAAAGCUUCUUGAUGCUGAGAUUCAUAGUGAGAAUAGGGGUACAGUCUGGAAAUUUGACUUGAAUAAUUCAGGGUUUUGCUCUAAAUGUGAUGGGUUGGGCUUGCUUUUCCAUGUUGUAGAUCUGGAUAAUAUUAGGGUUGCUAGGUUUUUAGAUGAGAAUAUGCCAAUCUUACCUCCAAAUGAAGGGAGCACGUCUUUGACAGAAGCUGGAAAUUCGGGAAGCUCUCGCAUACAGAGCCAGAUGCAGGAGAGUGGUUCUCCUGUAGAACUUACUAUUGAGUUGGGUGCUGUUGGGGUUUCUGUUGUGAAUCAUAGGCCUAAAGAGUUGUCCUAUUUGUACUUCGAAAGGGUCUCCAUAUCUUAUUCUACCGGAUACGAUGGUGGCACUACAAGCAGGUUCAAGCUCAUAGUGGGUUACUUGCAGUUUGAUAAUCAGCUCCCUCUCACUUUGAUGCCUGUAUUGCUGGCACCAGAACAAACCAUUGAUGUGCAUCAUCCAGUAUUCAAGAUGACUGUUACUGUGCAGAACGAAAUUGUGAAUGGAAUCCAGGUGUAUCCAUAUGUUUACGUACGAGUAACUGACAAGUGCUGGAGGCUUAACAUUCAUGAACCAAUUAUCUGGGCUUUUGUGGAGUUCUAUAAUAAUCUUCAGCUGGAUCGUCUUCCAAAGAGUACUAAUGUCAGUCAAGUUGAUCCUGAAAUACGCAUAGACCUGAUUGACAUAUCUGAAGUGAGAUUAAAGUUGUCAUUGGAGCCUGCACCAGCCCAAAGGCCUCGAGGAGUCCUAGGUGUUUGGAGCCCUAUACUAUCAGCUAUUGGGAAUGCGUUUAAAAUUCAGGUCCAUUUAAGGCCAGUUAUGCGUAGAGACAGAUUUAUGAGGAAAAGUGCAGUAGUUUCUGCAAUUGGUAAUCGUUUCUGGAGAGAUCUAAUUCACAAUCCACUUCACUUAAUUUUUUCAGUAGAUGUGCUUGGUAUGGCAAGCUCAACUUUAGCCUCUCUUAGCAAAGGCUUUGCUGAACUCUCAACAGAUGGGCAGUUUCUGCAACUGCGUUCAAAGCAAGUCUGGUCAAGAAGAAUAACUGGGGUUGGGGAGGGUAUCAUUCAAGGUACAGAAGCUCUUGCACAAGGUGUUGCAUUUGGGGUGUCAGGGGUUGUGACUAAGCCAGUGGAGAGUGCUAGACAGAAUGGCCUUCUUGGCCUAGCACAUGGAUUGGGACGAGCGGUUGUAGGAUUUAUUGCACAACCAGUGAGUGGGGCACUGGAUUUCUUUUCAUUGACCGUAGAUGGAAUUGGAGCUAGUUGUACUCACUGCAUUGAAAUUCUAAGUAACAAGACCAUCUUCCAAAGGAUAAGAAAUCCACGGGCUAUUCAUGCAGACAAUGUACUUAGAGAUUACUGCGAACGGGAAGCUCUUGGUCAGAUGAUACUUUACCUUGCUGAAGAAAGACGUCAUUUUGGAUGUACUGAACUAUUUAAAGAGCCAUCAAAAUUUGCCUGGUCAGAUUAUUAUGAAGAUCAUUUUGUGGUACCCUAUCAACGGAUUGUUCUAGUAACAAAUAAGCGUGUGAUGCUGCUACAGUGUGUGUCACCUGACAAGAUGGACAAGAAACCUUGCAAAAUCAUGUGGGAUGUUCCAUGGGAAGAACUCCUGGCACUUGAGUUGGCAAAAGCUGGAUAUUCCAAACCUUCUCAUGUCAUCAUACAUCUUAAAAAUUUCAGAAGAUCUGAAAAGUUUGUUCGAGUUGUAAAGUGCAAUACAGAUGAAGAGUCAGAGGAGCCUCAAGCUGUUAGGAUAUGUUCAGUUGUACGUAAGUGGUGGAAAGAACACCAGUCUGACAUGCAAAGCCUUGAAUUAAAAGUUCCAUCAAGCCAACGACAUGUGUGCUUUUCUUGGGAUGGCGCUGAUGGUAGAGAUCCCAGUCGCCGGCACAAAACCAUCAUUGGAUCAGGAGAGCUGUCUUCAUCCAGCUCCGCAUCUAUUGAAAAUAAAUCCAUCCAGCAUGUUAUCAACUUCUCAAAGGUUUGGAGCAGUGAACAAGAGCCAAAAGGUCGGUGUACAUUGUGCCAAAAGCAAAAUACAGAAGAGAGUGGAUUUUGUACCAUAUGGCGACCAAUCUGUCCUAGUGGCUACGUCCCAAUCGGGGAUAUAAUUCGUACUGGCAGCCAUCCUCCCAAUGCCGCAGCCGUUUAUUGCUAUUCUGACAAGAACUUCGCACCCCCAAUGGGUUAUGACCUGGUUUGGAGGAACUGCUCUGAUGAUUAUACUACUGCUGUCUCGAUCUGGCAUCCCCGUGCCCCUGAUGGCUAUGUUUCACUCGGUUGUGUCGCUGUGCCCUGUUUUACUGAGCCUGAACCCGAUGAUAUGUACUGCAUUGCAGAAUCACUUGUGGAGGAGACUGUUUUUGAGGAACAAAAGAUGUGGUCAGCACCAAAUUCAUUUCCCUGGGCAUGUCAUAUUUACCAGGUGCACAGUGAAGCGCUUCACUUUGUAGCUUUGCGGCAACCCAAGGAAGAAUCUGAUUGGAAACCUAUGAGGGUCAUUGAUGAUCCCCAGCAUUCAGUUCAGCUUCCCUAAGAAUUAUGUUCAGUUUUGGAUUACUAUCGAGCUUAAUAGUCAGGUAUCCUUCAAAUUUUUGUACCCGACUCUGAUAUAUAUUCCCACCUGCCAUUCAUUUCUUAUUCUCAUCAUGGCAUUAUUCCUUUUAAUGGCGUAUGUACAUUGUACAUAUCCAAACUAUCUAAUUGAUUCUCCGAAUUUAUUCUUAGUGCAUGCCACAAGUCUUUCUCUUGAAUUGAAUCACAUUAAA
This is a messenger RNA of Ipomoea triloba (trilobed morning glory), 13524 nucleotides long. RefSeq lists its product as uncharacterized. Gene Ontology annotation, biological process: protein retention in Golgi apparatus; protein targeting to vacuole. The transcript is spliced from 53 exons. NCBI's taxonomy places the organism in Eukaryota, Viridiplantae, Streptophyta, Magnoliopsida, Solanales, Convolvulaceae. Bases 315 to 13292 code for a protein of 4325 amino acids. Gene Ontology annotation, cellular component: extrinsic component of membrane. The record is from RefSeq and is a predicted model, not a curated record.